GCGGCUCGAGGACGCAACACGUUGUUUAGUUGCCGCCUGCCAUGUCAGCUUGCAGCACGUUCGCUCAGCAACAUUAUAGCACCAGUAAUUAACAUGGCUGAUCAUGCUGACAGUACUGAACCGGAAUCGGUCGAAAUAACAAUCCGCCUAGCGCGCCCUGAAGACAUGAAGAUUGUCCAUGAUAUGAUACAAGAAUUGGCUGUAUAUGAAGGAGUUCCCGAUGGUCCCAAACUAACAGUGGCAGAUCUAGUGGAAGAUGGUUUCAACAGUGAACACCCGUGGUUCUUCGUGCUGUUGGCCGAGAAAGGCAACGUAGUGCUGGGGUCGGCGCUAUGCAACCGCGCGUAUUCGAGCUGGUCUCGCCGCGCCUUUUACAUCGAGGAUCUGUUCGUGCGGCCCGCGGCGCGUCGCCAAGGCAUCGGUCUUAUGCUCAUGAGGGAGCUCAGUCGGCGGGCGGUAAUCGAAGGCGUGAACCGUAUAGACUGGCAUGUGUUGAAGAGCAACACCAACGCGUUGGCAUUCUACAACCGGCUAGGUGCGCGCGACCUGCGCGUCACCGAGGGUCGUACGGCGCUGCGCCUGGACCGCGACUGCAUCGACGCUCUCGCUUCAGGAAGCUAAAAUAUAUAUUAAUACUACGAUAAUUAUUUCACUACGAGACAGAGUUCUUGACUGAUUUCUUCCGAGGUGUAGGUUCUGUAGGUACAGUCACGACACGGGAUUGUUAUGCCAUUUACGGUUCUUAUUAAAUUGGAAAUUCUAUAGCGUAAGUAUUAAACAACCAAUUUAACUAGGACCCUAAAUGGCGCAACAAUUGCGGUGCGUGAUGGUAUAUACUUAUGAGCAGUGAUCGUUAAUUUUCCAGCAAUUUUGGUGCAGCAUAGUAAAAAUAAAGGAUAGGGAGGGGAUUGGUUAAGGUUAAUAUUACUGUUAUUAACCCUAAUUAUCUAUUCCACGUAGAGUAGGGCAUACAGAUGCUUUUAACCAACAAUGAUGCACCAAAAUUGCUGGAAAAUUAACGAUCACUGCUUAUCAGCGGGUAUGGAGGAAGGUAGACCUUAUCGAUGACUACCAUAUUGGUGUCUUAUAUUAAUCGGAACCAAUAUUUGGGACCAAAGCAACUCGGUUUAUUUUCCCUUUUGUGUUAUUUUUAUUAGUUAGGUACAUACAUACGGUAUGCAGCAUAAGUUGCCAAGCGGCGAAGUAUUCGAAAUUAACUGUAGGUACCCAACUUUAUUUUUAUAAGAAUGAGGGUGUGCAGGUGCUUUUCAGCACCUCACGGAUACCUAAUAACGUACCUAUAUGAUACCCACCGCUGCUGCACUAUCAAAGUCGCCCGCGUUCUAGUCGGGGGGCGACGAAAACAUACAGAGAACGCAAAUGAAAACACACGUGGACGGUUCACUUAAUUCGUGAAUACAGGGGGGCGAUUUUUGAAUUUCGAUCGCUCGAUUUCGUCACACGAAAAUCGGUGGAAAACGGCGAAAUGCUAAUUUUAGAAAUACGAGCGAUAGAAAUUGGGAAUCUAGUGGUAUUGACCACUCGUUUUCAAUUCUAUUAGUAGAAUUUAAAUGCUUAGUAGUGGAGAUAUUAUUGAACGAAAUACACGAAAUCGAGCGGUCGAAUUUCAAAAAUCGGCCCCCAGUUGGUAAUCCUUUUGGCGGAACUUUCUCGCCGUGAGUUUGUUGUAUUUAGGUAAGUAAUAUCUGGGAGACCGAGCUUUGCUCGGAUAAUAUAUAAAAACUCAAAAAUACGCGUUUUCCCAGUGAUAAGACCUCUAGCUAGAUCGACUUAUCGCCCCCGAAAACCCCUAUAUAGCAAUUUUCAUCGAAAUCGUUAGAGCCGUUUCCGAGAUCCCCGAAAUAUAUAUAUAAAUAAAUAAAUAAACAAGAAUUGCUCGUUUAAAGGUAUAAGAUAGAAACCGCUACACUGCGAUUCCUCGGACCUCAUGCACGAACCACUUAUAAAUGAUUCAAGCUUGAAAAAAAAGUUAUUUUCACCUAUUAUUUUCAGUGUGCUUAGAAUUUGUUUGAAGAUGUGGACUCAUUGUCGAGCUUUAAGUUAUAAGUGCCAACUUACUUUAUAUUUAAGUACCUAAGUAUUGAGCUCUGUGAUAAAACUGAUAAAUGUGAAAAAGAUAAAUAAAGAUAGAUCGACUAAAUAUAUGUGUUCACUCAAUCAUUGUUAUGGAAGACUUUAUUUAAUAACAUAAUAAAAACACUAAGAACUUAUAAAUAAAAAAUAAAACUAUAUAUUGUGCAUAUACAUACAUAUGUAUAUAUAUAGCAGAU
This is a messenger RNA of Cydia splendana, 2291 nucleotides long. RefSeq names its product diamine acetyltransferase 1-like. The coding region runs from base 94 to 621 and encodes 175 amino acids. Gene Ontology annotation, molecular function: N-acetyltransferase activity. NCBI's taxonomy places the organism in Eukaryota, Metazoa, Arthropoda, Insecta, Lepidoptera, Tortricidae. The transcript has 4 exons. The record is from RefSeq and is a predicted model, not a curated record.